CAGAGAGCUCUCAAAUGACAACCACGAGGCCAACGAAGAGGACACUUGGACGGCCGACUCGCAAAAUUCGAAGCAGACGCUCGGAACCCACUCGACCUUUCCAUGUCGCCGACGAAUAACUGGCCGUCGCCGAUUCCUGUAUACUCCGAUCAAAUCCCUGCCGAGCCGCUGGAUGUCCACGUUGUCACCUCCGGCGGACAGCGCAUCCCGGCGCACCGUAGUGUCCUGGCUUCAGCGUCUCCAGUACUGGAAAGCAUGAUAAACCGGCCACGUAAUCACCGGAGUAGUUCACCUCCCACCGUUCGAAUACUCGGCGUUCCUUGCAAAGCCGUUGCCGUGUUCCUUCGAUUUCUUUCUGCCGCCAAGUGCAGUGAGGAAGAGCUGGACAAGUACGGAAUUCAUCUACUAGCUCUAUCUCAUGCAUUCUUGGUGCCUCAGCUGAAGCGGAUAUGCUCCAAAGCUUUAACUGAGCGGUUGACAAUUGACAAUGUGAUCGAUAUGAUCCAGCUGGCUCAACUCUGCGAUGCACCGAGUCUUCACCUCAGAUGCAUGAAAUUAAUUUUCAACAGCAUCAAAUCUGUGGAGAAGACGGAGGGUUGGAAAUUCGUUCAGGAUCACGACCCCUUGCUCGAGCUUCAAGUUCUACAAUUCAUUAACGAACUUCAAUUGAGGAAGAAAAGGAGGAGAAGACACAUACACGAGCAGAGCUUGUACUCGCAGCUGAGCGAGGCGAUGGAGUGCCUGGAGCACAUAUGCGCGGAAGGGUGCACGAGCGUGGGCCCUUGCGACGUGGAGCCCGCGAAAGACAGGGGCCCGUGUGGCAAGUUCGCCACGUGCGAGGGGCUGCAGCUGCUCAUUCGGCACUUCGCCACGUGUAGGAAGAGGGUGGGUGGAGGAGGGUGUUCGCGGUGUAAUCGCAUGUGGCAGCUCUUCAGGCUCCAUUCCUCCAUCUGUGAUCAACCCGUUUUUUGCAGGGUCCCCCUUUGCCGGCAAUUCAAAAUGAAAGCAGAACAAGAAGAGAAAAAGGGUGGUGGUGGUGAUGAUGAGAGGUGGAAGCUAUUGGUGAGGAAAGUGGUAUCAGCAAGAGCAAUAUCUUCCUUGUCUCUUCCAAAGGGGAAGAGAGAAUUAGAGGAGGAUCAUGAAGCACAAGAGAUGACAGAUCGAUCAUCUUGGAAUUAAAAGAUUGGUGGUGUUUGCCGUGUGUUUAUGAAAUGCGUGUUUUGGUGAGUGUGGUGGUCGGUUUCGCAAGCUGGCCCGGAUGUUCGGUUAUUUCAUAAAAGUAGAUGGUCGGUUUCUUUUUUCUCCAACCAUUUAUUAAGGGGUCAGUGGGCUGGUAGAGAAACUCCAGAAGAGUGUAAAGGUUUGGCAGAUUAUAUAUAUACUACCACAUGUUUGGUGUA
This is a messenger RNA of Rhododendron vialii, 1400 nucleotides long. RefSeq names its product BTB/POZ and TAZ domain-containing protein 1. Lineage: Eukaryota; Viridiplantae; Streptophyta; Magnoliopsida; Ericales; Ericaceae. Gene Ontology annotation, molecular function: protein binding. The transcript is spliced from 5 exons. The coding region runs from base 103 to 1179 and encodes 358 amino acids. The record is from RefSeq and is a predicted model, not a curated record. Gene Ontology annotation, cellular component: nucleus.